This is a messenger RNA of Salvia miltiorrhiza (redroot sage), 2685 nucleotides long. Its product is annotated as protein PAT1 homolog. Gene Ontology annotation, cellular component: P-body. NCBI's taxonomy places the organism in Eukaryota, Viridiplantae, Streptophyta, Magnoliopsida, Lamiales, Lamiaceae. The annotation marks the transcript as partial. Gene Ontology annotation, biological process: deadenylation-dependent decapping of nuclear-transcribed mRNA; P-body assembly. The record is from RefSeq and is a predicted model, not a curated record. Gene Ontology annotation, molecular function: RNA binding. The transcript is spliced from 3 exons.
UCUCUGUUAUGUUUUUUGCAGGGAGAUGGAUUGGGAUCUCUGGCUGAAAUUGAUGAUCUUUCAAAAACAUUUUCUAAGUUGAACAAUGUUGGGCCAUCAAGUGCAGGAGUUCGUCCAGACUGGGAUUCCCGAGAAAGUGCGUCUGGUGUUGAGUGGGUACAAGGGGCAGAUAACACUAACUGGCUCGAUCGACGGAAUUUUAAUGUUGAAACCACUCAUGAAACGGAUCAAUUGUCCUCACAACCAUAUUCCGCUUUCCGGAUCAUGGAUUCCAAGUCAUUGCACAGAACAUCAUCAUACCCUGAACAGCAGCAACAACAACAGCAGCAGCACCCGUAUGAACCACAAAAUCUACAUCAUAACUAUUCCAGCGAACCAAUUCUUAUUCCAAAAACACCAUUUACUUCAUAUCCACCCCCUGGUGGCAGAUCUGAACAAGCCUCACCUAAUAGCCAGUCCAACCAUCCUAAUCUUACACACCUCCCUGGUGGUCACCAAUUCUCAAUUUCUUCAUCCAAUCUCUCACCAUACAAUAAUACUCAGCUUCAAUUGUCUGCCUUGCCUCAUGGGCCCCAAUUUGGUGGGAAUUUGUCCCAGUUACCUCAUGGUUUGCCAGUCAAUGGUCGACUUCAGAACCAAUGGGCGAAUCAGAAUAGUUAUCCUGGUGAUCGUUCUGGCCUCCCGGGCAAUGUAGCUCCUCAACAGUUAUCCCAUCCGAAUGGCUUAAUGCGUCCACAAUUGAUGCCUCCCCAGCAUGCUCAGCAAACCAGAACUCAGCAUCCAUUUCCGCCAUCAUAUGGUCAUCCAUCAGGGUUGCAGUCUCAGCUAUUCAAUCCCCGCCUGUCUCCUUCGCCACCUAUGUUGAACAACUUCGACGUACUUGGGCUCCCUGAUUUGAGAGAUCAAAGAGCUAUGCCGAUGCCAAGAGGUAGACAAGGAAUGCGCUAUCCUCAUCACGGCCCUGAUUUUGGUAACCAGAAGGGUGAUACGGGUUGGCCGAGGUUUAAAUCAAAGUACAUGAGCGCAGAUGAAAUUGAGAAUAUUCUCAGAGUGCAGCUUGCUGCUACCCAUAGCAAUGAUCCUUAUGUUGAUGAUUACUAUUAUCAAGCUUGUCUAGCUAGAAAAUCUGCCGGUGCUAAAUUGAGACACCACUUUUGCCCAGCUAAUUUGGUGGAUGGGUCUUCGAGGACCCGUGCAAGCGAUGAGCCACAUGCUUUUCUCCAGGUUGAUGCUCUUGGAAGGGUUUCUUUCUCCUCAGUACGGAGGCCUCGACCACUUCUAGAAGUUGACACCCAAUUAUCAAGUGGGGCUGGUGGUGAAACAAAAAUUGGUGAGAAGCCUUUGGAACAGGAGCCUAUGCUUGCAGCCAGGGUGACUAUUGAGGAUGGCAUUUGCCUUCUACUCGAUAUUGAUGAUAUUGACAGGUUUUUGCAGUUUAAUCAAUUACCAGAUGGUGGGGUGCAGCUGAAACAGAGGAAACAAAUGCUACUUGAAGAAAUAGCAUCAUCCUUUCAUCUAGUUGACCCACUAGGGAAUAAUGGCGAUGCAGUGGAUUUAUCAUCCAAAGAUGACCUUGUUUUCUUGAGAUUAGUUUCACUUCCAAAGGGUAGGAAGCUUCUUUUAAAGUAUCUUCAACUUCUUUUUCCUGGUGAACUUGCUCGAGUUGUCUGUAUGGCCAUCUUCCGAAAUUUGAGGUUCUUCUUUGGAAAUCUUUCCCCUGAUCAUAGCACAUCCAUGACAACUGCAAAUCUUGCUAAGACUAUAUCUUCUUGUAUCCAUGGUAUGGAACUCAAAGCUCUUGCAGCCUGUCUUGCAUCAGUGGUCUGUUCAGCUGAGCAUCCUCCUUUGCGUCCAGUUGGGAGUCCUGCUGGAGAUGGAGCUUCCGUUGUUCUUAAAUCGGUUCUUGAGAGGGCAACUGUGCUUCUGACAGACCCCCAUGCUGCUGAUAGUUGCAGCAUUUCUAACAGGGCUUUCUGGCAGGCCUCGUUUGAUGCGUUCUUCAGCCUUCUUACAAAGUACUGUUUCAGUAAAUAUGACUCUACUGUGCAAUCGUUCCUCAGCCAGGGUUCACCAGACACAGUCGCCAUUGGGGCUGAUGUAGCCAAAGCAAUUAGUAGAGAAAUGCCUGUUGAACUCUUACGUGCGAGCCUUCCUCACACAAGCGAUCAGCAAAGAAAACUGCUGCUGGAAUUUGUGAAGCGGUCUAUGCCUGUAGCUGGUCUUAGUGGUCCGAGUGGAGGAAGUGGGAGCUCAUGAUUACCUGUGCGCCUUUUGGCAGAUAUCUAUUAAAUGACCCAUAAGCGUCACAAACCACUUGCUGCACCCUUGAAAUGAUUUUCUUGGCAUCUUUGAAUGUGUUGGGAAAGCAAGUCACCUUCAGCUUUCAGCUGGACAGAUGCUUGUCACCCAAGUUGGUUCAUUUUGCAAUGAGUUUCACCAUCUCUCAUUGUACCGGUGCAUGGUGGGAUAAAAUUUUAAGUUGGCUCUCUGUGGACUGUAUUUGUCGUCCCCUUUUUUCCUUUUUACGUGAGAGCUUACAUUUGUUGCUCUGUUGUGCAAUCGUGAAUGGCUUUUAGAGUUAGAUUUGUAAAGUUCCAAAGAAAUAUGCUGUUCCUUACUCCUGAGCUUUUGCAUCUUAAUCUAGGGGUGGGAAAGUAUUUGCUGUACUUCACCUAUGUUUCUGCA